AUGAAUAAUAGUCAAAAUAAAUAUAAAUAUUCAAUUGAUAGUUGGAAAACUUUAAAUGAUUUUAAACUAUUAAAAUUAAAUGAAGAUCCAAUCUUCAAUCAUUUAAUGCAGUCACUAUAUUCAAUCCAACAAUUUAAUAAAGAUAUUAUAAAUAAUCAAAAUAUAUUAGAGCAACAACCACAGCAGCCCAAUCAAUCAAUACAACAACAACAGCAACAACAACAACAACAAAAUGAUAUAUCAAUUUAUUUACCAAAAAAUUCCGAGGAAUUAUUACUAAACGAUAAAAUAAAUAGCUACAUUGAAGAAGUAAUGAAAAGAUUUAUCAAUAGUGGUGUAAAAAAGAAUUCCUCAUCCUCUUCAAAGCAUACAAAUAAAGUUUUUAUUGAUAGCAGUGACGAAAGUAGUGACGAUAAUUCUUCAUCCAACACAAAUAAUCAAAUUAAUGACAUUGAAAAAAUUAAAGAGUCAUUUUUAAUAUUAGUAGACCCACUAAAAAGAAAUUAUUAUUGGAUAAAUGGUAUUCAUUUUGACAAUAAUAAUAAUAACAAUAACAAUAGUACUUCUCCUUUAUCCUCUCCAUCAAAAUUAACAAAUAGUUUGCAAGAAAAUGAACAGAGUUCAGGAAAUUUAAAUGAAGCCAACAACAUAGUGAGCAUUAUUGUUAGUAACCAAGAUAUUCAAUCAAUUAAAUAUAUUGCUAAUCAAACAGAGACAAAUCCUUUAACAUUUUAUUCACUAUUAAGUAGUAGCUACAACUCAAAGUCUAUUGUUAUCCCAUAUUUAAAUAAUUCUGGCAACGUACCAAAUAAAUGUUCGUUACCAAAUGUCGAGCAAGUUUUUAGAAAUGAUGAAAAUCAAACAGUUAAGUUCUUAUUGAAUUGGGAAUGUGAUUCAGUGGUUAGGGAAUACAGUUUGAUGAUGAAAAGAAUUAAAUUAUCCAAUGAUGAUCAAGAUAAAGAAAAUUUAAGUACAAAUAAUAUUGAUAAUGGUAGUGGUUUUGAAGUUCUCUACCGAGGUCAUAAUAAUUUCUAUACAACCCCACCACUUCAAUCUGGUGUAUAUUCUUUCAAAGUCAAAGCCGUAAAUAGAUUUGGUGCUGGUGAACCAAGUGAAGAGUUUAUUAUAAAUGAAACCUAUUUUCAAAAAACAACCUCAAUUAUUUCGUCAUCAUCCGAACUUUCAAUAGAAGACUUUAACCCAACAGAAAGUAUCAGCAAUAAUUCCGAAAUUAAAUUAGAUAAUAAUGAUGGCAAUAAUAAUAAUGACAGUAAUAAUGAUAAUAACGAUCAUAAUAAUGAUAAUAAUAACGAUCAUAAUAGUGAUAAUAAUAACGAUAACGACAGUAAUAAUGAUAACAAUAAUUAUGAAAAUGAUAAAAUUAAUAUUGGUACUGAUAAUGACAGUAAUGAUGAUAAUAGCAUAAACAUUACUAAUAAUAUUAAUAAUAAAACAAACUCAAAAGAUAAGAAACGUAAAAAGACUCAAGCUAUUAAAUUCAAGAAAUUAAUUAGUGAAAUUGAUAACUAUAUCACACAGAAUGGCAGAAUAUCAACUAGACUUUCUAUUAUCCAAUGUGAAGAGAUUAUAAAUAAAUUGUCUACAUUCAAAGAGAAAUAUACUACAAGUUGUAAUAAUUUUUCCGAAGAAGAGCAAACAUUAUUUUUAUCAUCAGUUAUCCCAUCAAACCCAAUUCCCCUUUUAGAGAGAUUAGAAACGAUCAUUGAAAGCGCAAACCAAUUACUUCUAUCCUACAAGAUGACUAAAGAAUGGAGAGAGAUCUUAAAGAAUGAAAUUGCCGAAUAUUUAGCCUCACCGCCAAUGGAUCCCGAUGCAAAAUUGAAGAUUAAUAAAUUUGUAGACUCAUUAUCUGAUCAGCUCCCAGAAACAGUAAAAAACAUGAUCUAUCAAAUCGUAACUCAAACUGCAAAGAAGAAACUAAAUGAUACUAGUACUUGUGCUACCCAAAGUAUUGUUAGAUCAAAGGCCUCCUAUUUAUUAACUAUUUUUUCAAAUCGAAAGGAUCUUUUUAAUACAACCUGGUGUUCUGAAAUGGAGGUUAUCUCAAAGCAAUUAUUAGAGAAUUCUAUGAAAAAGAAGAAAUCAAACUCCCCACAAUCACCCCAACAACCCAGCACUAUUUUAUUACCACAAACGACUCAGCCAUCCUCACCAAGAAAAUCAAAACAACUUACAAAAAACACUAUUGCAAUACCACAAUCACCACAAACAACAAAAUUACAAAUUAAUACUACUCCAACAAAAUCAUUCGAAAAUAAUGAGCAACCAUUACAAGAAAAUUACAACCAAGGUGCAUCAAAUGAAAAUAUGAAUAUUAACUUUAAUAAUAUUAGUAUUAAUAAUAUAAAUAAUAUGGCUAAUUAUAAUAUAAAAAAUAACUGUAAUGAUAAUUAUAAUAGUAAUCAUAGUAAAAAUGAUAACAAUAAUAAUAAUAACAAUAACUAUUAUAAUAACAACAGUUUUUAUACAAACAAUAUUUUCAUUAAUAAUAAUAAUAAUAAUAAUAAUAAUAGUAAUAAUAAUAAUAAUAAUAAUAAUUAUAAUAAUAAUAAUAAUAAUAAUAAUAAUAAUAAUUUAAUUAAUUCUCAAUUACAACCAAACCAAAUGCAACCACAACACCAAUUUUAUCAAGAAUCAGUUUUUAAACAACAAAUGGAUUUAUUAUCACUCAAGCAUCAAAAUUUUGUAAAUUCAUCGCACUAUUGCUCAUCAUUUACCUCUUUUACCCCAUCACCAAGCAACUCGAUCCCAAUACCACCAACACCCAGUAAUCCAUUGUUUUAUCAAUCAAAUCAAAUGAUGGUAGAGUCUGCCCCACCAUCACAAUCAUUUUUUAUCCCCCAACCUCCAUCUCAAACCAUGAACCAAUUCUCACCCUCAUCAUGGUCAUCAAACUCCACAACCUCAUCACCAUCUAACUCCCCAUCUAUAAUGUUAAAUAGUUUAUCCGAUCAAAUUUACACCGAUUUUAGUAGAGUAGUUGGAUCACAAGGUUCAUUUGAUAGUAAUAAUUUUAUUGUUUCUCCUCCCUCACCAAAGAAUCAUAAUAGCAUUAAUAUUAACGAUAAUAGUAAUGAAAUUUAUAAAAAUUUAAACUCUGAUAAUCAUUUUGGUGACCCAAAUAAUCAAUUUCAAUGGCUUACUCCAGUUUUAUCAAAUUUAGAAACUAAAUUCAGGAAUAAUACUAACAGUAAUAAUAGUAAUCACUCAUCUUUAUUUUUUGGUACCAAGUUUUAA
Molecule: messenger RNA, 3258 nt
Organism: Dictyostelium purpureum
Lineage: Eukaryota; Evosea; Eumycetozoa; Dictyosteliales; Dictyosteliaceae
Exons: 2
Coding region: 1-3258 (1085 amino acids)
Molecular function (GO): protein binding
Source: RefSeq, a predicted model, not a curated record